UUCUAUUGUCAUACAGAUUCUAGUACCUUUGGAUUCAUUGACCCAGACCUUAUUCUUCAAGGUGCUCAUCUAAUCCUGCAAUUCUCCAAGGGUACUGUCCAGACACUCUUACCUUCAUCCCUUACUUGCCAACCCAAAGAUAAGAACAAAGAUUACAAAUUUUACUUUGUAAACAUAUUCAUUAAUAGGGACAUGUUCAUGUACUAUCAAGGCAGAGGAAUCAGACACAAAAGU
Molecule: messenger RNA, 234 nt
Organism: Fomitiporia mediterranea MF3/22
Lineage: Eukaryota; Fungi; Basidiomycota; Agaricomycetes; Hymenochaetales; Hymenochaetaceae
Exons: 2
Source: RefSeq, a predicted model, not a curated record